UGGGAGAGGGGCAGCCAGACCGAGGCGAGGGCCAUUGGUUCGGAUGGGGAGAGGGGCGGGAUCAGGUGGGGAAGAGGCGGGUGGAGACGCCGGAGUAAGCCUAUGGGAUGUCUGAGGGGCGGGCCCGCAGACUCGGCCCGACCAAUGACGACUCUAGAUUGGGAUGCGGGGGGGUCAGGCCCCCGGGGUCUCGGAAGCGGAAAUGACGAGCCUUGCGGAAGGAAACAGGCCCGGGCCGUUGCCGAGGGGACGGACCCGGGCAGGUGCCAACAUGGCAGCGGAGGGUGCAGGCGGAGGGGACCCAGCAGUUGGGGCAGUGGCGGGGGCCGUCGGGCCCCCGGGUGGACACCACCAGCCUGGGCUUCCCGGCGCAAGUCACCACCGGUGGUUGAAGCAGGCGUCUUUGGCUGUACUGGUGGUGCAAAAUGCAUCCCUGAUCCUGAGCAUCCGCUACGCUCGGACCCUCCCCGGCGACCGCUUCUUCGCCACCACAGCCGUGGUCAUGGCUGAAGUGCUGAAGGGAGCCACCUGUCUCCUGCUGCUGUUCGCCCAGAAGAGGGGGAACGUGAAACAUUUCGUGCUGUUUCUGCACGAAGCCGUUCUGGUCCAGUAUGUGGACACGCUGAAGCUGGCAGUGCCCUCCCUCAUCUACACCCUUCAAAAUAACUUGCAGUACGUGGCCAUCUCCAACCUGCCAGCAGCCACCUUCCAGGUCACAUACCAGCUGAAAAUCCUUACCACAGCCCUGUUCUCAGUCCUCAUGCUCCGCCGGAGCCUGUCCCGCCUGCAGUGGGCCUCCCUGCUCCUGCUCUUCCUGGGUGUGGCCCUCGUCCAGGUCCAGCAGGCAGGUGGUAGCAAUGGGUCACCACGCCCAGGGGGCCAGAACCCUGGGGUGGGUCUGGCAGCUGUGGUGGCUUCAUGCCUGUCCUCAGGCUUUGCUGGUGUUUACUUUGAGAAGAUCCUGAAGGGUAGUUCAGGGUCUGUGUGGCUGAGGAACGUGCAACUGGGCCUCUUUGGAACUUUGCUGGGCCUGGCAGGGCUGUGGUGGGCAGAGGGUGGGGCUGUGGCCAGUCGAGGCUUCUUUUUUGGCUACACACCAGCCGUCUGGGGGGUGGUGCUGAACCAGGCCUUUGGAGGCCUGUUAGUUGCCGUGGUGGUGAAGUAUGCAGACAACAUCCUCAAGGGCUUUGCCACCUCCCUCUCCAUUGUCGUUUCCACAGCAGCCUCCAUCCGCCUGUUCGGCUUCCAGGUGGAUCUGCUCUUUGCACUUGGGGCUGGCCUGGUCAUCGGGGCCGUCUACCUCUACAGUCUGCCCCGAACUGCUGCCGUGGUCACUCCUCCUCUGAACACAGCGCCGCUGGCCAGUGGCCGCCAUGCGGACCCUGAGGAGGAGCCCUUCCUGCCCAAGCUGCUGGCCAAGGAGAAGGGGUCGUAGCCACCCCCCUUGUCUGAUGGGGGGACCGAAGAUGCCCAGCACCUCCCAUGUCUGCUCUGAGGAUACCCUGGUCCUGUGGCUUCCAUGUGGAACUGGAAGCAGCUUCUUCAGUAUUAAGGAGUUAAACAUCUCCUCUACCCCCUCACCCCUAACCACCUUGGGCUGCUGGAGAAUUUAAGGUCUCCCUCCCUAAUUCCCUAGGAUUAAUGAGACUGAUCGCUGACCUUCCCUUCACCCCCUCUACAAAAUAUUGAACCAAGUUCUGCAGGGAAGGAACGUUUCCUCUGAAAAUAAAUUUGUAACAGCUUC
This is a messenger RNA of Monodelphis domestica (gray short-tailed opossum), 1744 nucleotides long. RefSeq names its product solute carrier family 35 member A2 (gene SLC35A2). NCBI's taxonomy places the organism in Eukaryota, Metazoa, Chordata, Mammalia, Didelphimorphia, Didelphidae. The record is from RefSeq and is a predicted model, not a curated record. Gene Ontology annotation, cellular component: Golgi membrane. Gene Ontology annotation, biological process: pyrimidine nucleotide-sugar transmembrane transport. Gene Ontology annotation, molecular function: pyrimidine nucleotide-sugar transmembrane transporter activity.